AUGGGCAAUGGUCAUCGUAAAAAACCUUUUAGUGGAAAACAAAAGAAAAAGCAGCUACUCGAAAAACGAGCGAAAAAUGCUUCUAAGACUCAAGAGGAUAAUGAAGAAUUCGAAGCUAUAGAUAAAAAUAUCGAAGAAAGAAAACGCGUUAAAAAUGAUAGUCCAUCAAAAAGAGAACAAUUAUAUUAUGAUAAGCGAAUCGCUGCUUCUUCCAUAAGAAAGCUGAAUAACCCAAUUUUCGAAAAAUUAUCAUCACAAGAGAUCAAUGCUCAACGUAAAGCGAGUAUGAACACUUUCACUCGCUUACCUUCAACUGUAUUAGAGGUUUCCGUUAAUGAUAUUUACAAAUCCAUCAUUGAUUUUCCAAAACGGCCGUCUUGGAAUUAUGAAAUGACAAAGGAAGAAUUGGAAGCUAAUGAAGAACAUAAUUUUCAACAAUGGUUAGAUGAUGUCUAUGAUAAAUAUCCAAAAGGGGAAUUAAGUUUUUUUGAGCAUAAUCUUGAUGUCUGGCGUCAAUUAUGGCGUGUCCUUGAAAUUUCAGAAAUAAUAUUGAUUGUGGUUGAUAUUAGACAUCCUCUGUUACAUUUUCCGCCUUCAUUAUAUAAUUAUGUUGUUAAAGACAUGAAACGAAAGAUGCUUCUUGUAUUUAAUAAGGUGGAUUUGGUAGCGGAAAAUACAGUGCAUGCAUGGACUAGAUAUUUUGAAGAACAAUUUCCUGAACUUGGCGUUGUUGAAUUUAGUUGUUAUCCUAGAGAUAAUAAAUUUGUCGAUGACACUUCCACAGCAUUUUUAAAGAAAAGAACGAAACGUCCAAAAAAAAGACGUUACCUUGCUUCAGGAAUCAAAGAAUUGUUAAUUGCAUGUGAAAAUAUGAAAUUGGUCAAAGAAGGCGUAGAUGUAAAUUGGAUGGAAUUGGUAGAACAGUAUGGUCGAAUUACAACAGGAUUUGACAAUAUAAGUGAUAUCACGGAAGAGGAUGAAAUGGACGUUAAUGACGAAAGUCAAGAAGAGACAAAUGAUAUUGAAUCACUGGAUGUAGAAGAGGAAGAGAAUAUUAAGAGAAUUGAAGAUCGGUUAAGAACUUUAGAUAUUCAAAAUACAAAAGUAUAUUCUCAUGAGUUAAUUACAAUAGGACUUGUGGGACAUCCUAAUGUUGGGAAGAGUAGCCUAAUUAAUAGUAUACUUGGUAGAACAGUUGUUAGCGUUUCUAAAACUCCAGGACACACGAAGCAUUUUCAAACAAUUCAUUUAUCAAAGAUUGUUCGUAUUUGCGAUUCUCCAGGAUUAGUUUUUCCAAGUCUUUUACCCAAACAAAUACAGAUAUUAUCAGGAAUGUAUCCGGUUUCCCAAGUGCGAGAACCCUAUAAAUCAAUACUUAAACUUGAUCCUCCACAAAAUAAUGAAUGGUCAGCUUGGUUUAUAUGCGAAGCAUUCGCGAUCAAACGAGGAUAUUAUACAAAAGCAUCACGACCAGACGUUUAUCGAGCCGCAAAUGAUAUACUUCGUUUAAAUAAUGAAGGACGUAUUUUACUUUCUUUUAAACCACCUGGAUUUUUUACAAGUUUAAAUUAUAUGAUUUCAAAAAGUGAUGAUGUCGAUUUACAAGUGAAAAAUGAAUAUGGAAAUAAUACGAAGGGAAAAGGUGUAAAAUUUAAUAGUUCUGAUGAUGAAGAGGAACCUAAAGGACAAUCUAAACAACAAUUAGGCGGUUAUUUUGGAUUUUUGGAAGAUUAUAGUGAUGACGGUGAAAGAUAG
This is a messenger RNA of Funneliformis geosporum, 1755 nucleotides long. Lineage: Eukaryota; Fungi; Glomeromycota; Glomeromycetes; Glomerales; Glomeraceae. The record is from the annotation of a GenBank genome assembly.